Molecule: messenger RNA, 1647 nt
Organism: Cyprinodon variegatus (sheepshead minnow)
Lineage: Eukaryota; Metazoa; Chordata; Actinopteri; Cyprinodontiformes; Cyprinodontidae
Gene: sytl2a
Product: synaptotagmin-like protein 2
Exons: 9
Coding region: 162-1181 (339 amino acids)
Biological process (GO): exocytosis
Cellular component (GO): plasma membrane; exocytic vesicle
Molecular function (GO): neurexin family protein binding
Source: RefSeq, a predicted model, not a curated record
UUCUGCCCAAAUAUUUGACAGUACUUUUUUUUUUAUCAGGCUAUGCUGAAAAUAUUGAGAGAUCGGCAUGGACGAAGCUAUCUUCAAGGAACCUAACUUCAUCCAGGAGUCUGGAAAAUCUCACCUCAGAAACAACUCUGGCUCUUUCCAGUUUCAGUACCAUGAAAAGCAGUGUUUCUUCGCUCAGUCUUCAGCCGCAAAAGAUGAGCAGCAGCAGAAGCAGCAUCUACCCUUUAGACACUGAAGUCCAAGGAAGCAUUCAGUUUGCUGUAAACUACAUCCAGAAGCUUGAAGAGUUUCAGGUCUUUGUGGUCAACUGCAGAGGGUUGGCCAUUGCUGAAACCAAGAAGAAUCUUUCUGACCCCUAUGUGAAAUGCUACCUUGCUCCUGAUAAAACACGACUGGGCAAGAAAAAAACUACUGUCAAAAAAAGGACACUAAACCCAACAUACAAUGAAGUUCUCAAGUUUAAAAUCCCAUUAGAGGAGCUGAAAAAGCAGACUUUGAUCGUCUCAGUGUGGCACAAUGACCUCUUUGGGCGGAACAGCUUCCUUGGUGAUGUGGACUUGAAUUUGUCUGAAUGGGACUUUAAAAACGCAGAGAUAAAUGAAUAUAAAUUAAAAGCCAAGGUCUCCACGGAAGUAAUCAGAGGGCCCCAUUUUGGUCUGCAACAAAAUGGUGGAAAGAUGAGAGUAGCCUUGAGAUUCAUACCAAAGAAAAUUAAAAGUAAGGGGAUUUCAACCACAGAGGCUGGGGAACUUCUGAUUUGGGUGAAAGACUGCAAGGAUCUUCCUCAAGUCAGACGAGUCAUAAUCAACCCCUUCGUGAAGUGCACUGUACUUCCUGACACAAGUCGAAAAAGCCAGCAGAAGACCCGGGUCGUAAAGAGAACAGCCAACCCUCUGUUCAACCACACCAUGGUGUACGAUGGCUUCCAAUCAGAGGACCUUCGACAGGCCUGUGUGGAAAUCACAGUGUGGGAUCGCGAUCGGCUUCACAACCACUUCAUAGGUGGUGUGAGACUUGGACCUGGGACAGGAAAGAGUUAUGGUGUUGAUGUUGCAUGGAUGGAUUCAACAACGACCGAAGUCAAUCUGUGGAACAAGAUGCUACAUUCAAAUGGAGAAUGGGUGGAAGAUGUUUUGCCCCUGAGAAUGUUGGUGAUGGCAAAGGGCCUGUAAGCCUGAUUUAGUACAAUGUAGGGGUGCAAAAGCUAAUGAUGUAAUGUGUGCUAUAUAAAAAAAACUAUAAUGGAUUAACUCAGGACAGAACAAAAUCAAUCCCAUAAAAAAGAGUCUCAAUGAAAUAUCAGAGCUGAAUGUCAGCUUGAUUGAAUGACAUAUUAAGCAUAGAUUCCUUUAAGCAAAGUUAACCACCGUUUGAAAUGCUCCAGGAUAUGUUUCUAUUCAUCAGGGACAUUUGUACAUUUUCAGAUAUCUCAUGUCAGAUUUUCAAUAUAAAAGAUUCCUACAAUCUCACUUAGCAAGUUCUGGAACUUAGGUGAGUUGCAUGACUACCAAUAAAACCCAUCGGAUUUCUUACACUUUUUUCAUAAAUGGGAAAUUUAUUACCGGGUAGUAGCUCUUAUAUUGAUUUGACCUUUAGGCAGUGUUAUCUAUGUCUGACCUUAAAUUAAAAUAUUUGUAU